This is a messenger RNA of Scomber japonicus (chub mackerel), 2237 nucleotides long. RefSeq names its product meprin A subunit beta b (gene mep1bb). Gene Ontology annotation, cellular component: membrane. Bases 1 to 2205 code for a protein of 734 amino acids. Gene Ontology annotation, molecular function: metalloendopeptidase activity; zinc ion binding; protein binding. NCBI's taxonomy places the organism in Eukaryota, Metazoa, Chordata, Actinopteri, Scombriformes, Scombridae. The record is from RefSeq and is a predicted model, not a curated record. The transcript has 13 exons. Gene Ontology annotation, biological process: proteolysis.
AUGGAUAGUAGAGAGCUCUCCACUCUGCUCACUCACUACAGCUCAAUUGAUGUCGAUGGGGACUAUGAUGUGGAUGGUGGAAGAGACCUUGAUAUUUUUGACAUUAAUGAAGCGGCAGGGCUGAAUCUUGUAGAGGGGGACAUUGUGCUUGAUGAGAGGCAAACUCGAAACUCCAUAAUAGGAGACCAGUACAGGUGGCCAAAGACAAUCCCAUACUACAUGGAAGAUGACUUAGAGAUCAAUGCAAAAGGUGUGAUUCUGAAAGCCUUUGAGCAGUAUCGGCUCAAGACCUGCAUUGACUUCCAGCCUUGGAAUGGAGAAAAAAACUACAUUUCCAUAUUUAAAGGGGGCGGCUGUUUCUCCUCUGUGGGUAACCGGCGAGUUGGGAAGCAGAGUUUAUCAAUAGGGGCAAACUGUGACCGCAUCGCUACCAUUGAACACGAGUUUCUUCAUGCUCUGGGUUUCUGGCAUGAGCAGUCCAGAGCAGACCGCGAUGACUAUGUCAGAAUCAUGUGGGACCGCAUCUCAGAGGGUAGAGAGCACAACUUUAACACCUACAAUGACACCACCUCCAGCUCUUUGGGUGUACCCUAUGACUAUGGCUCCAUGAUGCACUACAGUAAAAAUGCCUUUCGCAAUGGCACAGAGCCCACUAUCGUCACCAAGAUCCCUGCAUUCAGUGAUGUUAUUGGCCAGCGUAUGGAGUUCAGUGACAGUGACCUGCUCAAGCUCAGCCGCCUCUAUAACUGCACAAAGAGCUCCACAUUCCUGGACUCAUGUGACUUUGAACGUGAGAACAUCUGUGGUAUGAUCCAGGGUGAAGGGCGUAAGGCAGACUGGCUCCGGCUUUCCCAGGCUGCUGGAGGGCCCAACACUGACUACUCCAACAUGGGAAAAUGCACUGGCUCUGGUUAUUUCAUGCACUUCAGCACGGGCACAGCCAACAUUGGAGAUACAGCUUUGCUUGAGAGCAGGCUCCUUUACCCCAAAAGAGGUUAUCAGUGUUUGCAGUUCUUCUACUACAACAGCGCCGGCCCCAGCGACACACUGAAGAUCUUUGUCCGAGAGUAUGACCAAGCUAACCCCAAUGGAAAACUGCGCCUUAUAAAGAUAAUAGAUGGCUCCCCUCAGGAACUUUGGCAACUUCACCAUGUGAGUCUAGACGUCAAAACAAAAUUCCGCGUUGUCUUCCAAGGAACCAAGGAGGGCUCUGGACCCUCUGUAGGGGGUCUGUCCCUGGAUGACAUUAACCUCUCCGAGACCACCUGUCCAGAGUUUAUAUGGCGAGUGAAGAACUUCAGUCAUGUUAUGGACACCACCCCACCAAACACAGCUAUCUACAGCCCCCCCUUCACCUCUAAGGAGAACUACACCUUCCAGAUGACGUUGUAUCCCAGUGGUAAGGAAGGUUACCCUGGUGAGUUGUCCGCCUAUGCUAAUCUGGUGGCCCGUCAAGGGGACACCGGGCAGAAAUGGCCAUGCCCCUGGAAACAGAUAACCAUGAUGCUCAUGGACCAACACCCACACAUACAAAAGCGCAUGUCCAACCAGCGCAGUGUCACCACAGACCCCAACCGGAAGGCAUCAGACUCUACAGAGUUUUUCUGGGAUGACCCUCGUAAGGUGGGUGUUGAAGUCACAGAUACAGAUGGGUCCAAGUAUUUCCGAGGGCCAGGCUCCGGCACAGCAGUGUAUCUCACCCACCUGAGAGCCAAGAGCAGGGAUUUUAUCAAGGGAGGAGAUGCCAUCUUUCUCCUUACCAUGGAGGAUGUUUCCCAUCUGACUGAGAGCCAGCCUCUGCCUCCCUCAACCCAGCAACCUACCACAACCCAGCAACCUACCACAACCCAGCAACCUACCACAACCCAGCAACCUACCACAACCCAGCAACCUGACAAUACAACAACAACAACUCCUUGCACUAACAUAGAAUGUUUGAAUGGUGGAGUGUGCCUGGUGGAUGAAGAGAGGGCUUCUUGCAGGUGUGUGGUGGGUAAUGACUGGUGGUACUAUGGGGACAACUGUCAGUACAGAGGCUCCACCACGGACAAAACCAACCUUGCACUCGCCUCCUCUCUGUCUGUACUGGGAGUCAUGCUGGUGAUUACAGUGGUCUGUGUCGUCUGUUUGAAGAAGAAGUAUAAGAAACGCAGUAACGACGAUCUUGUCAUGGCAAACGUGCAUGCAGGUGGCAAUGCAAGAUGAACUUACCAAUGACAAAUUUAAAAACAGAAGUA